GAUUACCCGGAAAAUGUAAUAAGCAUCCGCGUAUUACAGGAAGGGCGUACGAAACCCAAAGAAAUUAAGGAAGCGGAAGAAAAGCGGGGAUGGGAAUGGAAGGAGACAAGGAAGACGAGAGAAAGGAAGCAGCAAUCGCAUCCACGCCGUGUCUGCAGCCCAAUUACAAGCCCAAAUCCCUCACCCAAACCCAGCUAUCCAAGUUCCAGGAGCUGCACCGGAGGAGGUUACAGAUCAAAUCAAAAUCAAAAUCAAAAUCAAAGAUUGGAAAGAAACCAAAAGGUAGUAAAGGAAAAUCUCACAGCAUAGACCUGGCUGCUAGAGAUACUGCAAACCAAGAUUCAGUCAUAACAUUUGAAACUUCAACUGUCUGUGACUCUGAGAACCAGAAGAAUGAAACCAGUUCUGUUGUACAGCAUGAGGAUAUAGCAGUCCGGGCUCCAAAGAAGAGCCACAAGUUACAUUGGGGGCUCGACACAAAGGAAAGGUGGGAAAGGAAAGCAAACAUGUAGAGGAUCCAUGGCAACAUUUCGCAAAUGCCUCUUGAAUUUUUCUAUUAAUUUCGAAGAUGUGCCCGAAGGUGCUUGACGUGGGUGAUCAUGUUGGAUUCAUUUUCGCACUAUAAAAGGUGCAAAAAAUAAUAGGGGCAAUAUCCUUUGUAUACUUUGUCUCAAGCAUUUUUGCUAGAUUUUUUAUGGCAAAACAAUCUGUUCUUUCGCCACUAGUCUUGAGAGAUUGUGUUAUAUCUUUUGCAGAUUAACAUUAAUUUUAUGGAUAUCUGCAGAGAACUGUAUGUGCUGCGGUAAAGCUUAUUCGGUGUCAAUUAUGUUGGCUUGUGUUGGUAUGGAUAAAGCUUAUUUGGUGUCA
This is a messenger RNA of Malus domestica (apple), 867 nucleotides long. RefSeq lists its product as uncharacterized. The record is from RefSeq and is a predicted model, not a curated record. Lineage: Eukaryota; Viridiplantae; Streptophyta; Magnoliopsida; Rosales; Rosaceae.